This is a messenger RNA of Drosophila kikkawai, 1916 nucleotides long. RefSeq names its product SAM and HD domain containing deoxynucleoside triphosphate triphosphohydrolase falten (gene fal). Gene Ontology annotation, molecular function: dGTPase activity. Gene Ontology annotation, biological process: dGTP catabolic process. The record is from RefSeq and is a predicted model, not a curated record. NCBI's taxonomy places the organism in Eukaryota, Metazoa, Arthropoda, Insecta, Diptera, Drosophilidae. Gene Ontology annotation, cellular component: nucleus.
UUUUUUGCUCAGAAAAAAUAUCACUGGUUGUUUGAGGUUACGAAAAAGACAAAAAAAAAAAUUAUCAACAAAUUUCUGAUGUCGUUGUUAUAAAACAUACAAAACGUCGUGCUGUUCCUACUUCCGGUUUUAUUUUGGGCGCGGACUGUUCAGAGCAAAAAUCAGGAAUCCAAAUAAGAUGUCGGCAAGUGCAGUGAUUCGCUCCCUCCCGCGCAAACUCCGUGAGCCCCCUCAGAGCUCCAUUCUCCCGCUUUCCCAAGAACAACAACAACCACAGCAUGGGGUACAACAACCACCAUCCCGCCACUCUAUGCUCAUCGAAGACGAAGUGCACGGAAUAAUCGAGCUGCCCUGUUACAUACAGGAAAUCGUAGAGCAUCCACUGUUCCAACGACUAAAGAGGGUUCAUCAAUUGGGCCUUGUACCGUGGGCGCUUGACAAAAAGGCUAAUCAAAAGCGAUAUGAUCACUGCUUGGGAACUUACAAGAGUGCCCAAGAUCACCUUAAGGCCAUCCAACGCAACUCGCGCUAUGAACCUAAGCUACCGGAUUGGUGUCGCCAGGCGGUGGAAAUAGCUGCCCUUCUUCACGACGUCGGCCACGGUCCCAUGUCCCAUUGCUGGGAAUCUGUUUGUGACUACAAAUUCGAUCACGAGAAAAAUGCACUGGCCUGUGUGGAUCGCAUCUUUAAUGAUGCCCAUAACCGAGAGCUGGUCUCUUUGAGAGAUGACGCCAGUGGCCGGGGAGUUCAAUUGAUUAAGGCUCUGAUUCUCGGCUGCAAUGAAUCUCUGACCUUCCCCAUGUUGGGUCAUAACUAUAUUUUUGAUAUUGUCCACAAUCGCCGUUGUGGAUUGGAUGUGGACAAGUGGGACUAUCUGAGACGGGACAACAAGCGUCUGAAGGUCCUUACCUCCGACGAAAUGGACUUUGAUGAUGUUUUUCUUCAGUCGCGCAUAUCGGCGGAUGGUCAACGCAUCGAGUAUCGUUAUCAAGACUAUCAUCGGAUAUAUCGUUUGUUCGAGGCAAGAUCGCGCCUCCACGUAGCAGUCUAUCAACAUCCACUUGCGUGUGCUUUGGAUGUUAUUUUUUCCAAAGCUGUGCGAAGGCUGGCUCCUGAGCUAUUGAACCUUCGAUCGGAAGCCCCAGAUUGGCUGCAACUUCAUGAUGAAAACAUUCUAAACAUCAUUAAAAUGGAUCCCGAUUCGAUUUAUAUUCAGGAACCGCAAAGAAUGGCAGAGAUAUCGGCCAGUGAGUGCUCAGAAUCGAAUGUGAUACGAGUGCAGCGAUUAAUACCUGGACCGUGGGAGGCUAUGAAAUCAGAUACGUCUUUCGCUUUCUUUGGCAAUAAGCGCAAGAAGCGCCCUAUCAAUCGAUGUGAGACACCGACCAUGAUCAACAAGUGCUAUAAGUUAGAGUAAUAAGUCUCGACCAGAGAAAACCAAGUUCAUAGAAUAGUUCUUCUUAAGGCAGUCAACCAAACGUACAUUAUUAUAUCGUUGCUAUUUUGGUUUCUAUAUUUUAUUAAAGUAUAUUUUUUGACAUUAUGGAGUCUCGUUAGGUUGCGUUAUAGAUAGUAUUGUACUACUGUUAACAUUAUGUUGUAUUAAACUAUGUUAAAAGUCGUUGAUUUCAUACGCUAUGUUGAGUUAAUAUUAUCAUUAUCAUUUCUUGUUAUUUUCCAGUCCCUUAGAAGUCAAAUAGUACAAAGAGGAAGUGUUCUUAAAAUAUUAUUUUAUUAGUUUAUACACGGUAUUAUCGUAAGCAUCUUAAGCCUAAAAUACUAAAACAAAAAUUUCAACAGUUCACUUGAAGACAUCACAAUUCAAAUUCAGGUCUUUCUAACAUUAAGUACUUACUAAUCAAUAUAAAUAUAAGAGGGAUUUGUCAUAUUUUUGAUAACCACUUUGAAAUAUACAC